Centruroides sculpturatus (bark scorpion) is the source of this 728-nucleotide messenger RNA. RefSeq names its product adult-specific rigid cuticular protein 11.9-like. The record is from RefSeq and is a predicted model, not a curated record. Bases 266 to 646 code for a protein of 126 amino acids. Gene Ontology annotation, cellular component: chitin-based extracellular matrix. Gene Ontology annotation, molecular function: structural constituent of chitin-based larval cuticle. The transcript is spliced from 2 exons. NCBI's taxonomy places the organism in Eukaryota, Metazoa, Arthropoda, Arachnida, Scorpiones, Buthidae.
UGACCAGGGUGUGACCAGGAAGAAAGAACAGGCGACAUUGACCUGAUUUCGAACAGCUUUUUUCUUUGGACAUCUUCCGUUCAUCAUCAGCAUCACCUUGAUGAUUAUGUUCAACCUUCUGGAUUCAUCGCUUUAGAGUCGUUUUACUUGAAUUUCUUUAUUUAAUAACUAGUCCAAUGUCAUUUGGAUGGACUAUGAAAAAUAUAUAUAAAGGAGUGAGUAGAGGUGCACAGACAAGAUCAGUUUUCAACUAUCUAUCUUCAAGAUGAAAGUUCUUAUCAUUCUUCCAUUGUUGUUUGUCGCUUGUCUGUCCGCUAAUGUGGCCGUAAAUCUAGGAGGAGGAGGCUAUAACUUCAAUUAUAACACAGGUGAUGCUGGUGGUCACGCCCGAUCCGAAGCCGGUAGUGCUGAUGGCUCCGUUUCUGGAUCAUACAGCUACAUGGAUCCUAAUGGUCAUUUGAGACAAGUGAACUACAGAGCAGGACCAGGAAUCGGUUUCCAAGCCACAGGUGAUACAGGUGUCGAUAAGAACACCUUAGCUGCUGCAGCUGCCAUUGCAGCUCAAGCACCAAAAGCUCCCGCACCCGUUUCACCAUGGGGUGCACCUUUCUACGGACAUUACGGGGGAUGGAAUGGUAGAUGGUGAGAUUCUCAUCCAAAAAUUUUCAAAAAAAUUUUUUUAAUUACAAUUUUAGCAUAAUUGCUGUAUCGCUUGCUCAUUUUGCAAA